GGAGCAAGCUAUGAUAAACAUCUUAUUAAUUAUAUCAGAGAUAAUACCCAAUAAAUAAGGAAACUGAGGUAUACCGAUUUUAUUAAUUAAAAAGAAAAAAGGAAAAGAUAAAAAUAAAUCUACCUUAUAAAUCAAGAACCCUAAAGGUUACAAAUCAAAGCAGACUUAUCGUAUUCUCAUGCCUCUUCCUCCUAAACAAAGAGCCCUAGAUUUUUUCUUCUUCUGCAACAGAACCGAUGAACGUGAAUCAUCAUCACCGCUUAGGACCAGUACCAUGGACGAGGACAGUAUGGGCGGAGAACGUUGAUCAAGAGCUGGCUUGUUUGAAGGAAUGUCUUAAGCUAUAUCCAAAGAUAGCUUUUGAUACAGAGUACCCUGGGAUCAUGCACCGGACAUACCUACACUCCUCGGACGAUGAUUGCUACAAAACCAUGAAAGUUAACGUCGAAUCGUCAAAGCUGAUCCAGUGCGGCUUCACUUUGUUCAACGCGAAGGGAGAGAUUGGCGGCGUGUGGGAGAUUAAUUUCUCCAACUUUGGUGACCCCUCGGACACGCGCAACGAGAACUCGAUCGAUUUUCUGAAGAAACACGGCGUGGACUUGAACAAGAUUAGGAGCGAAGGAGUGGAUAUGUUUAAAUAUAACUUUUUCCCGAAGUUUUUGUCUGCCCUCUACUCCCAGAAGCACGUGGACCACGUGGAGUUUGUUGCUUUCCAAGGAGCGUACGACUUUGCUUACGUCCUGUCUAUUCUCAACUAUGGAAAAUUACCGGAGACUAGAGGGGAAUUUGCAUCAGAGGUUGUGAGAGUCUUUGGCGAAGUUUACGACUUGAAGGUGAUGGCUGGAUACUGCGACGGGCUCGGUGAACACCUCGGUUUAUCUAAACUAGCUCAGCUUCUCAAUAUCCCACGUGUGGGAAGAGCGCACCAUGCAGGUUCAGACAGUUUAAUGACCGCGCUUGUGUUUAUCAAGCUCAGACAUGUGUUUGAAGACUCUAAGUUUGCUAAAGGGAUGCUCUAUGGAAUUGGGAAAAGAAUGAUGGUUACUGCUACUACCACCACCACCGCCAUGCCUUCUUCGGUCUCUAUGCCUAUGAUGUGCCAGCAGAAUCUAGUUUCAUAUCCUUCUUCGGAUAUGAUCUUCCAUAAUGCUUACAUGCCAAGCUAUGAUCAUAAUAAUCAGGUUCUCUUCUGGAACCAUUUAGCUGUUCCGUGGAUGUCUUAUGAUAAUGGUAUGUAUGUCAAUCAGCUUAAUCAUGUACCGUCGAGCACAUUCGCAUACCCGUAUCAGACACCGUAUGCUGCUGAUUACCUUGGUCAGCUUCCGGAUUACUACAAUAAUUAUUGCUAGUUUGAGAUUUUUUUCCAGCUUUUAGGACUUAUUUAGAUGGAACUGGGAUUUUUUUUGUUUUAUUUUUCUAGCCUUGGUUUUCUUUAAUAUUGAUGGGUUGUUUUACUCUAUCAACUGUGGGCAUGCUUGUCUGCAAUCUGUUUUAAAUAAAACCAAACUAUUCUACAUAUCUUUCAUGAACUAUUGUUUUUCUUUCUUCCUCCAUACAGAUAUCAUAUAUUAUGCACAUUGUGUCAUCCCUGCUCCAAAUGGCUAUAAUAUUAGGUUGCUAGUGCUCUGUAUGAAACUUGGACAAAUUCUAGGUAGCAUAUAUAUAAGCUAGUGGCUAGUCUAAAACCACUACUUGUUAGGUGUGCACUAGCUAAAACUCAAUCAAGAAUCAUAAUGUUGGAUUGUGGAGAACUAUAGUUUCUACUUAAUUCAGCAGAAACGUUAUCCUUGUUUACAUUUCUGGGGAGUGGCCAGGAAAUUUUGAAUUGAACCUUUGGUGCCUGCAUCAACGUUUAGAUAGAUAGUUAUGCGUCUACCUGUCACAGUCAAGCUGUAGAAGCACGGUCAGUAUGUUUGUUACGGAAUUCAUUCAUAGAAGUGUGUGAGUAAAAGGAAUAUACUGAAAACAUGUGAGAAGAUGCGUAUUAGCUACUCUAUGUUUGUUGUCAACCUCCACUCUUGUAUCAUUGAUGCGGUCCCUGGUACGUAGCUCUACUGCCACAACAUAGUUAUGUUCAUAUCCCGCAACAUUCAAUCUCACAGACCAACCAGGAAACAGCCUAAAAUCUUUGCCAUACUAUUAAACUGAUAAACUGAAUCUGCAUGUAUAUUUUGUUUUCGAAAAGACAAAUAAUAAUUUGAGAAGUCCACUGAAAAUCGAAAAAUUAUCAUAAAGUUUUUAUUACAUUAACAUAUAGUCUUUAACCAAAGGUUACGCAACUUGCAUUGUCACAAAAUAACGAGUCCGAGCGGUGAUGUUUACGUAAAACUGCACCAAACUCAAACAACCAGCGGUUGUGACUCCUCCAAAUCUCAAUCAGCUCCGAUCAGAUCCAAACACCACUCUCGAUCCAGCAUGAGACGACUUCUUAUUUCGUCAAUGUUUUGAUUUGGUUUUGAGCUCGGAAUCAUUGAGUAGCUCCUGAUUUCGAAUUGGUUGGAGCUUGAUCCCCCCUUGUCGCAUUUCACUCCAUUUUUUGAGCUGAAUUGGAACUCAGAUUCGUUCAUGUUGAGUUCCUUUCUUUUAUGUGCUUGUUUUCAUUCUGCUUUGGAAGAUGCUGUGUUUGAAUAUAAUUAUACGAAUAUGGUGUAAAUUAUACAAACUAAGUGUUGUAUUUAAGUAAAAUAAGAUUUAUAAAUAAAUAUAAAUGAUAUUUACAUGUCACAAUAAUAAAGUUUUAUCACGAAGGGGAAAUAAAUAAAAUUCAUUGAUAUCAAAAUAAAGAAACUAUUUUAUAAACAAAAAAGAGAUGAAACAAUCCAUUUAACAAGUGUAUACAACCAAUAGCGAUUUAUUCAAUUUGUUUAAUAAAAUACAAAAAAAUUAGACUGCUAAUAUAUCUUCAUCUUUUUAGUCAAGCUAUAAAAUUUUGGUGAAUACGAAUAAUUUGAUGGUUGAAAUAUACUUUUGUAUCAUCCACUAAUUAUACACUUUCCAUUCAAACUCUAAGUCCACCUAACAAACUUUAUUCACUAAAUAGGCAUGUUUGUAUUUAAUUUGGAUAAUUAAAAAGCCGUAACGAGUUUUUCAUGAGUAAAAUAUUCCAUGUUGCACAACAACAUAAUGACACACAUGUAAAUUUUACAUUAGCCGAGUUAAUAUUAAUAAAACAAAAGUUGAGUCCUCUUCAACUUAAGUAUGAAGUAUAAAAUCAUGCACACCAAACACUCUUUUUCUCUUUCAGUCGCCAUCAACACUUCUAGAAAAUCUCAUAAAAACAAGAUUAAGCUUGGCUGUUUUGUUGGAUAUUAUACCAGUGAGCAGUUUGAGAGAGUACAAGCAAAGAUAAUCUUUAUGCUCUUUAGCGUAAUGACGAUAUUGUGGUAUUGUUUUAUGGAGAAACAAAAACAAGCUAAAUACUCAAAGAAAAAACAAAUAGCAAAAUCAUAUUCCAUGCCACUAUCUCUUCCACGUUCGUAACAUUGGCCAUGAUCGACAUCCACUUCUUCAUUACUCUCUUUAAAUGUAAUUGUUAAAUGUGUUUAGAAAUUGAUGAAAUAAAAUUAAUGAGUAUAAAUAAAACACAUCAAAUAAAAUAGAUUCAUUCCUUGUUAAAUUUGUUACAGAAUAAUUUCUCAUGUUUUUUGUUUAUUUAUUUGUGGAAUUUAUGUAAUAACUAUUACAUUUCAUUAAAGUUAAAUGGUAAAAAUAAUUUUAGAAUUGAUGGAAUAAAUGCAUUCAUAGUGCAUUCUUAAAUGCAUUUAUUAUACUAUUUGUUGCUUUUUAUCAAUAGAAAGUUAUGUAAUACAAAAAAAAUUCCAAUUCUCAUUUUUGUAUUUUUGGUUCAUAGAAAACCUGACAUGGAAUAACCCCAAAAGUUUUUUCUUAAAAUUCAGCAAGGCGCAUUAGCUCAGUUAGUUAGAUCGCCUUGCUGAUAACGCAAAUGUUGCAUGGAAAAUCUAGCAGCCGCCGCCGGAUUGGAUAAGUGAAUGAAUUUGACCACCACCACCAAACCAGACAGCGUUUUAUUUUUAUGUAUUCUUUCAUAUUUCAAAAACAUCGGCUGCGCACGCAUCUGUCCGCCGCCGAUUUGUAUUUUGUAUUUUUGUAUUUGUAUUUCGGAUCGUAUUAUGUAUUUUGGAUCUUAUUUUAAUAAUAUAAUAAUUAAUAUUAUCUCUGAGCGGGCAUACUAUCUUUUAUUUAAAUUGAAUGGGUUGUAUUUGUUUUGAGCUCUCGAAUCCGACCAAGAUUGAGAGAAUUUCUCUUUCCGGCGUCAGUAUUGGUCGGAGUUUAAGUCUCCAUUGGCGCUUCACCCGAUUACUUGAGCCGAUUAUUUGGAGCUUGCUUUGAUUGAGUUGUGUCCUGCUUAGAACAUCUUCAACCCAACCUCAAAUCUUUAAAUUUUGAAGUUUUUAUCAUUCCAAUCCAACUUCAAAUUCUCAAAUUUUGAGAUUUUAAAUAGUGACACUUCAAAUUUGAGGUUUUACUAUUCAAAACCUCAAAACUACUAUUCAUUUUCUUUUUAGUCCUUACAAUUAUUUUCUUUCGCAAAUACAUCUAUUAUUUUCUUUCGCAAAUACAUCUACUAACUCUAUUUAGAAUACCUUAAAUACACCAAAAUAAAAUAAAAUUGAAUAAAUAUUACAUACUAUUAAAAUAAAAUUCACACAAAUAGAAGUAUACAUUAAAUAAAGGUCACACAAAAUUAAAUACAUUAAACAAACUUAAGAUAAGUUAAAACAAUUAUAAACAUUUAGGGUAUGAAUGGUGACCAAGGAACGACGAGGAACAAAUGCAUUCCCUAACAUUCCUUAAAAAAAUCACCAUUCACAAGGAAUAAUUUUUCUUUCUCAUUCCCUAUCAUUCCUUUUUUUCACUAGUAGAAAUUACUCCUAUAGUCACGUUUUAGUCACUUAUGUGUGUGACUAUUUUUUGAUUAGUCACGAAAAAGUCUCGAUUAGUCACAAAAUAUGAAAAUAGGAAAAAACGUGACUAAUCGUGUCAUUUCCGUGGCACUAAUAGUCAUGUUUUUGUCACAAAAGAUAAUGUGACUAGAUAUACACACGUUUUGCCACAAUAAUUUCGUGACUAAUCGGACAUAAUUAAAAACCGUGACCAGAUGGUGUUACUUUUUUUAAGUAGUCAUGAAUUUGUCACAUUUUGUUCACGACUAUUUAAAUCUGUAAACCCUAAGUGAAAUUUUGAAACCCUAAACUCUGAAUAUGCAAUGUAGUUUACUAUAUUAUAGCUUAAACUAAGAUCUAACUCUUAUACAGAGUUAAAAGAUUUUAAUUUCUUUUUUCAAAUCAUAACUUUAAACAUAACCACAAACCCUACUUCAAACCCUACUUUAAACCUUACCACAAACCUUAUCCAAACAUCAAAACUUAAAUAAUAAAAUGACUCAAAUAUAAAAAUUUUAGUUAGUUAAAAAUGUAAAUAAAAAAUAUAAUUUUAUAUAUACUCAGAAGUCAAAUUUGUAGUUUAAAAACAAUUUUUAAUUUUUCUCCUUUUAAAUGUGAACUAAAUCAUUUUAAAUAUGGAUUGAAUCCUUUAAAAUUUUAAAUUCCUCAAUUUUGAAGUUAACUUCUACAUUACAUUUUUAAAUUUUAUAUCUAAUAAUCUAAAUUAUCUGAAAACUAUGAACCAAAUACCUAGAAAUAACAACCUAACGAUAAUAACAAAAUACAUAUAAUGGUAGAGGAUGCAUGUGUUACAAAGAAAAAAGAAAACAAAGUCGGGAAAAAAAGAAAAAAAAAGAAAGAAAGAUAAAAGCAAGAUACUUUAGUGAAAUUUUCUCAUUGGUCUAUACCUUUUGACAAGGAUAACUGUCUUAACCAUUGAUCAAUUUGAUCUAAUGGCUCAUAUUACUUCCUUCCUUUUUCUCUCGUUCUCCCAUGUACCUUUUCCUCUGUAAACAAGUAUUAUCUUCUUCUACAAACGAUUCUCUUCCUCUUAACACAAACAAAUCGAUUUCAUCGAUUCUGGUCACCUAAUUCCUUUCUUCUACUCCACUCACAUAAUCUUUUCACCAACCACUAUAGUAUUUUAUCAAACCGAAUCUCUUCCUUCUGCCAUCACCAGAUCUCCUUCACUGUCUACCAAAUCUACUCCUACGAUACGAUGUUGUUGUUGCGCCUGAGACUGGUGUGAAAUGCAGUUAUCGUCGGAGUUGUUCUCGCACACGGAGAUUCGAUGUUCGGCAUCAGAUCUAGAUCGUACAAACAUCUCGGCUCACAGAUCUGGUAUGAGACAAUUUGGAGUAAAGAACAGCUGGAGUAGUGGAGGCACACCAGAGGCGAAGGAUGAGAUAGCAGAGACAUGCCGCAUGUAGUGACGAGGCGGAGGAGUGACGAACCGCAGGCAGAGGCGCGACUAACCGAAUGCAGAGGCGCGACGUGACAAACCAGAGGCUAGGGCGGAGCUGUGCCGGCGAAGUUAAAUCUCCGGUCAAGCUCACGCUUUUGUAUAUGUGUGUAUAUAUGUUAUACUUAUAUGUAUGAUAUAUAAAUAUGUAUAUGACACCAUAUAUACGAAAAACAUAUUUGUAUUGUUUUUUAA
This is a messenger RNA of Brassica napus (rape), 6561 nucleotides long. RefSeq names its product probable CCR4-associated factor 1 homolog 1. Gene Ontology annotation, cellular component: P-body; CCR4-NOT core complex; CCR4-NOT complex. Gene Ontology annotation, molecular function: nucleic acid binding; poly(A)-specific ribonuclease activity. NCBI's taxonomy places the organism in Eukaryota, Viridiplantae, Streptophyta, Magnoliopsida, Brassicales, Brassicaceae. The record is from RefSeq and is a predicted model, not a curated record.